This is a messenger RNA of Tuber melanosporum (Perigord truffle), 3323 nucleotides long. RefSeq lists its product as uncharacterized. The transcript has 4 exons. The record is from RefSeq and is a predicted model, not a curated record. Gene Ontology annotation, biological process: regulation of chromosome condensation. Lineage: Eukaryota; Fungi; Ascomycota; Pezizomycetes; Pezizales; Tuberaceae. The coding region runs from base 351 to 3323 and encodes 990 amino acids.
ACCAAUACAAUUGAUUCACCCUGCCUCCUCCACUAAAUAAUCUUCGCAGUGAAAACGCGUUUUCAAUGGAGGAUUUUCAACAGCGCCGCCGGCGCCCCGCCCUCACAUACGGCAAACCGAUCAAGAAGCGGUUCCCGGACGCCCCUGGAAUUUUCACCACUCCGGACUAUGGCUCAGAAUCCCCCGAGAUCUCGGAUGAAGCUCAACAAAACAAAGAAGCGGCAGCAAUAUCGACAUCGACAUCGACACCAAGGGCAACAAUAACAACAACAAUCAUUCCUUUGUCACAGGCUACACCGGUCAGAGUGACGAAAGUACAGCAGCAGCGAGAGAAGGGGGAGAAGGAGAAAAUGGGGGGAUCGGUUCUGGUUGCUGACCCGGUACAGCAAGAGCAGCACCACCCACAGCAGAGAAAGAGCUCUUCGGGAGUGAACGGAAAAUCGACUUUUGCAAGGGCUUACCUUAGAAAUAUUACUCCCCCAGCUCCCCCGACCCAAUCUUCCAAGGAACUCGCAGCGAAAAAACUCGAUUCCGCAGAUAUCUUCGAUUUCGAGGUUUCCAGUGAUGUCGAGGAAGUUCCUGUUAUCCCCACGAGGAAAGGUGGUAGUAGGGGGUUGGUGAAGACUAAGAAGAAGCCGGCUAUUACUAGGCCUACUGCUGUCGCGGGCUUUGACGUCCCUUCCACCGAGAGCGAUAUUCCGGAGAGGAAAAUUGCCCUUUCGAAGAAGCGCUCUUACAAGAAGGGCGGAGGGGUUACCGUGCCCGAACCGAAGAGAAGGAAGUCGCUCAAGGACUCUGAUGAGGAGAUGGUCCUAUCUGUUGCGAAGGGCAAGGGGGCAAUCUCGGCCGCUUUGCCGAAAGGGAAGAAAGAUCUCAAGGGGGACAAAAUCACUUCAACUGCUAAGGUUACGAAGAAUUCUACUGUCUUGAAGGUAACCAAGCACUCCACUUUUGAGGUCUCAAUUCCAUAUACUCUUGAUGGGCAACCUUCAGCAAAGCCGACACUCUCCAAGAGCAUUGUCAAGUCCGAGGCACAGUUUCUUACAAAGAAGCAGGAACAGGAGAAGAAGUUGAAACCUCUCAUUAAACCGAAAUCGGCCCCUGAUCUUAUUGAGAGGAAGUGCGCCCCGCGUGAGAAGGUUCGGGAACCCCUCCCCAAACCUACCGCAGAAAAAGAAUCUGCAAAAAAGUCCUGCAAGACCACCCUCAAAACCAUUGCAGCUCCACGUGUACAAAAGGCGGUUCCGGCAAUGCUACCUGGCCUGAAGGCCAUGCAUGUUCCCAUAGAGCAGCCAGUGCUUGUCCGUGAAAGAUCAGUUGGUCCCAACAUAAGCGCUCCGGUCGAUAAGAAAGUUGGGAAAAAGGGUAAAGCUAAGGCUGCACCCAGGGGAAAUAAACGACUUAGUGAAGAGCUUUCCGAUGGUGGCGAGUUUGAUAUUCCCUUAAUUGCGGAGCUCCGACCUGUUCGUCGUCGCCGGCUGAUUGAUACUCUCGGGGGCGAUACCCGCGGAUCGAGAGCCGGAACGAGGUCAACUUCGGUCACCACUGAUUCCAGCGGGGAUGGCGAUUCUUUUACUCAGGAUGCACAGUAUCCACAAUUCCAACAGCUGUCGGAGUCUCAGAAUGGCUCGUCUCAGCUACAGGACUUGUUCCAAUUCGGAUCCCAGGGCCCAAAACCGCCUACCCUAAAGCCUACUUAUACCGCCGGUAGGAUUGGGCCUAAGGUUACUUAUGCACAGCAGAGAUCUUUCAAGGCCGACGAGAAUAUGUCUGAACAGAAUCUAUUCGGAAUCCCACUCAUGAUGAUGCCGUCUUCAUACUCAGGCAGGACGGGUGUCAACUUUGAUGAGGGGCUAGAGGAAGAGCCCCUUGCUACUGCUAAAGGGAUGAUGAAGAAUAUUCAUGAGCUUCGUGAGACGGGCAGCAAUAAUCGCUUCUUGGACGAUGUCGAGGACUUUUUUGGCGAUAUUGAAGGGAAGAACGUCCCUCUAGGGACUAAACGCUCUGGGUAUAUUGGACUUGCCUGCAAAAUGGUUGACAAGACGUUUGUUCGCAACUUUAGAGCCAACAACUUUGAUACACGUCUCUUGAAGCGUGUCGCUAAGCAGACUGAUGAGGUCAUUUGCUUUACGCUAGCAUUUAUGAUCGCCCGCCUGCUCUGGGAGGAUUCUACUGUCCAAGUACUCUCGGAAGUACGCGCCAAUGGAGCUCUGGAUAUGUUGGCCCGCACGCUUGACUUUGAGAGGGAUAUCAAGGUAGUUUCCAAAGAUAAAAAGACAAAUAUGUCGAAAGCUGCUCAAGGGAUGGUUGUGGAGUUGCGCACGCUUGUCGACAAGUCUACGGUUUUUCCUCAGUGCAAGCCGAGAGUCUAUUCGGCCCAGAUUAUGGGAUUGAUGGUCCUGGAGACGGUUAUUAGGAGGCUAAGAGCGACCGGUAUACAAGAUCGUAUCGUAUCCUUAGAUGUGCUGGGCAAACUUGUCACGAUGGUAAAGCCUUUCAUUACUCCCACCAAGGCUGGGAAGGCUUUAGAUUUGCUCGUCCUCGAGCUCCUUGUUUCUGCUUUGGAAGCUUGGGCGUGUGGGUUAGAUGUUGAGAUCGAAACCGCGUUUUCAAAAGACGAGCUCGCAACCUUGACUGAUAUUAUUCCCACCAUCAUAUCCCAGGCCGUCACCGGGGAUAAUGGAAAGUUCCAUGUUGGUGACUUUGACGUUAAGGAUAUCCUCUUGCUCACUCUCAGACUAAACAUCAAUAUGACGAAUGAUAGAAUAGAGGCCUGUGAUGCACUUGCCUCCUCCGACCUCAUCCCUAUCUUGAUUGAGUUGAUCCGCAGCAGAUUUGGUAUCCUUGAUGGCCAACUCGAGGAGGUCCCGCGUCUGGUUAACUUGGACUUACUCGUCCUUGGCCUUGGUCUCCUAAAUAACUUUGCGGAAAUGAGCAUCCCGGGGAGAUGCUCUGUUCUCAGAAAGGGCGAAACCGGCGUCCUCCUGCUCGACAUCUUGGUUAGACUGUUUCUUGCCCGAUUUUCUAAGACUGAAGACGCCGAUUCACUGGAAGAAUCCCAAUCAAAUGUUGGCUUCGGAUACCUUGCCAUCCUCCUCGGCAACCUCUGCCAGGACACCGAAAUUCGCAUCGCGGUCCGCAACCAGCUUCCUAACAAGAGCCUUAAUAUCUUGUACGAGUCUAUGGAGGUGUUUAUCGCGCACCAUCGCAAAGUUGACGAGCUCAAGGAUGAGAGUGAUAUCUUUUAUCAACUGGGCGAGGCACACUGUGCGUUUACGGAGCGAUUGGAGAGGGUUGUUAGGAGGUUAAAAGAAGGGUAUUAA